This is a messenger RNA of Daphnia pulicaria, 720 nucleotides long. It is a transcript of the gene Grx5, whose product is annotated as glutaredoxin-related protein 5, mitochondrial-like. The coding region runs from base 216 to 656 and encodes 146 amino acids. NCBI's taxonomy places the organism in Eukaryota, Metazoa, Arthropoda, Branchiopoda, Diplostraca, Daphniidae. The transcript is spliced from 2 exons. The record is from RefSeq and is a predicted model, not a curated record.
CUAGGGUGCCAAUGGUGCCAUCUAGUAGUCACAAUCGAACUGCAAAUCUUGCACGAAAUGGGAAUAGUAAUUUACCGUAGUGGGACUCGGGGCCUUCAGGUAUAUUUUUGUACAAAAUUUCGUCUGCAUCCUUAUAAGUUUUAAGUUUGAUCUUACUUGGGCCCUUGAGCGUUUCAUUCAGCUGUCCUAAAUUCAAUUAAUCAAUUUUCCGCAAGAUGACUGGUGUCAUGCAAAAGUGUUCUAAAGUCUUUCUUCAAGCGGCUGUGCUUAACAGGCCAAUUUCAAUAGCCUAUCUUUGCACUGUGUCACCAAAAGAUCAGUAUGAACAGAUGGUUAAGAAAAACAAAGUUGUUGUCUUCAUGAAGGGGGUUCCUGAGCAGCCUAUGUGCGGCUUUAGUAAUGCUGUUGUUCAAAUUUUCAGAAUGCAUGGAGUAACAAAUUAUGAUGCUCACAAUGUUUUGGCUGAUGAGAGUAUUCGUCAAGGUAUCAAGGAAUUCACAAACUGGCCAACAAUACCACAAAUUUUCAUUGGUGGUGAGUUUGUUGGUGGUUGUGAUAUUCUCUUACAAAUGCACAAAAACGGGGAGUUAAUAGAAGAACUACAAAAAGUUGGAAUCCAAUCAGCUUUACUUGAACAAGAAAAAAAGGAAGAAUAAUUUGAAAUUAUAUGUUUUUUCAUCAACUGUAUUUCUCAGUCACAAUACUAGUUUGUUAUUCCCA